AUGAGGCUUCUUUCGCUCGUCUCGCUAUUAGGCGUAGCUGUCUUGGGCGCAGCUGCAGAAGAUGCUGUCCCAGCAGCUGCUCCGGCAGCCGCUCCGGCAGCCGCUCCGGCAGCACCCCCAGCAGACCUGCCACCGGGCUGGACCAUGUUUGACGGCGUCAAGGUCCCACCGUUCAACGAACUGACGCCGACAAACUUUGACCAGGAGUUGGCCCAGUCCAAAUUCAUGAUGGUGAAGCUGUACAGCCCUUACUGCCAUCACUGCAAGCGCUAUGCGCCGACCUUUCAGAAGCUGUACGAGUACUACCGCACGGCGAUAGCUCCCGGUGGCGAUCCAACCGUCACCGCUGACAAAUACUACAACAUCCAAUUCGCGUCUGUCAAUUGCGUCGCCCACUACGAUUUCUGCGCGAAGCAUGGGGUGAAGUCGUAUCCAACUACGAAGCUGUUCGUGGACGGCGUGGUGACGACCGUCUUCGAAGGCGUCAAGACCAUGGAGGAGCUCGGCACCGCCAUCGAAUCUGCUUUGGAGGCAGCACGCCCAGGCACGCGGCCGAAUCCGGUUUUGCUACCCGUGGAGGAAGCUGCCGCCCACCCUACGAUUGCCGCAGAGGCUGGGGCAGUCAUUGCCCUGCAGUCACCUGCAGCUGCUUCUGCCAUCCCUGCUGCUGCGGACGGUACUGCCGUGAAGGUUGGGGCUGCAAAUGAUGCCACGACCGGAAACACUGCCAAAGACGCUGCUGCUGGUAGUGCCACGGACAGCAAGGAUACCAGGCGCAAUAAGGACAAGUCCAAGAAGACCUCGCCCGGUCCGGUCUACCGGGGCCCACCCAAGUCGACAGCCACGCCGAACCCCAACGGGAUAUCACAGAAACUCAACGCGGAGUCAUUCCAGACACUCGUCACGACGACGCAGGACCCGUGGUUCAUCAAGUUCUAUGCCCCGUGGUGUCACCACUGCCAGGCUAUGGCGCCAAAUUGGAACCAGCUGGCAAAGGAGAUGCGAGGCCGACUUAACAUCGGCGAGGUGAACUGCGAGAAGGAGUCACGGCUGUGCAAAGAUGUGCAUGUCAACGGCUACCCGACAAUUCUAUUUUUUCGGGGCGGCGAGCGUGUCGACUACGACGGGCUGCGCGGCCUCGGCGACUUUGUGCAGUAUGCCGAGAAGGCGGUUGACAUCUGCGAAGGCGUCAAGGACGUUGACGCCGUGUCGUUUGAGGCUCUGGAAAAGAAAGAGGACGUGAUCUUUCUGUACUUUUACGACUUUGCCACCACUGGGGAGGACUUUAUGGCGCUGGAGCGGCUCCCGCUGAGUCUGAUCGGCCAUGCGAAGCUGGUGAAGACCAACGACACGGCCUUGUACGAUCGAUUCAAGAUCACGACGUGGCCGCGGCUAGUCGUGUCGCGCGAGGGACGACCGACGUACUAUCCGCCGCUGACGCCCAACGAGAUGCGCGACACGCACCAGGUGCUGAACUGGAUGAAGUCGGUGUGGUUGCCGAUCGUGCCGGAGCUCACGGCAUCGAAUGCACGGGAGAUUGUGGACGGCAAGCUGGUCGUGCUGGGUAUCCUGAAGCGGGACGACCCAGAGGGCUUUGCCAGUGCGAUCCGGGAGAUGAAGAGCGCGGCCAGUGAGUGGAUGGACAAGCAGAUCCAGCUGUUCCAGCUGGAGCGGCAGGAGCUGCGCGAUGCCAAGCAGCUGCGCAUUGAGGAGGCCGAAGACCGCAACGACCAGCGGGCAUUGCGGGCGGCGAAGAGCAUCCGGAUCAACAUGGACCGGGCGGACAAGAAGGAGGUUUCCUUUGCCUGGGUCGACGGCGUCUUCUGGCAGCGGUGGCUGCGCACGACAUAUGGCAUUGACGUCAAGGACGGCGAGCGAGUAGUGAUUAACGACGAGGACAACCGGCGCUACUGGGACCAGACCAUCACGGGCAACUCGAUCUUGCCAUCGCGAACAUCGAUUCUGGAGACGCUCAAUAAGGUGACAGCGUCUCCGCCGAAGAUCAAGCCGAAGUUGACCAUCUCGAGCAUCGAAAAGGUCUUUUUCGACAUACGGGUGACCUUUUCGGAGCACCCGUAUCUGACAAUCGGCUGCUUCCUGGGCAUGUCGCUGGGCGUGGCGUCGUGGUUCCGCGGCCGGGUCCGGUGGACACGGGGACACUCCCGGCUGGAGGACAGCCUGGGCCGGAAAGACUUCAAGCUGCCCAUCCUAGGGACCGGGCUGAACGCGAACGGCAAGGUAGACUAA
This is a messenger RNA of Grosmannia clavigera kw1407, 2247 nucleotides long. Its product is annotated as disulfide isomerase. NCBI's taxonomy places the organism in Eukaryota, Fungi, Ascomycota, Sordariomycetes, Ophiostomatales, Ophiostomataceae. Gene Ontology annotation, cellular component: endoplasmic reticulum. Gene Ontology annotation, molecular function: protein disulfide isomerase activity. The record is from RefSeq and is a predicted model, not a curated record. The transcript is spliced from 3 exons. Bases 1 to 2247 code for a protein of 748 amino acids.